UGGAGGCCAACGGGCAUUCACAAUCCUACGGUCUGCUUGUGCUUCAUCACCAGCUGCCUUCUACCCACAGCCAGCCUGCAGCCAUGGCGUUCAACGGAACCUGGAAGGUCGACCGCAGCGAUAACUAUGACAAGUUCAUGGAGCAAAUGGGUAUUAACAUCAUGAAGAGAAAGCUGGCAGAGCAUGACAACCUGAAGAUCACCAUUGAGCAGACCGGGGACAAGUUCCACCUCAAAGAGUCCAGCACUUUCCGCACCAAAGACAUCGACUUCACCCUGGGCGUCCCGUUCGACUACAGCCUGGCUGAUGGCACAGAAGUCUCAGGUACGUGGGAGAUGGAUGGUGACAUGCUGAAAGGAAAGUUCACCAGGAAAGACAACAGCAAGGUCCUGACCACCACCAGAGCAGUGGUGGGAGGAGAGCUCGUACAGACUUAUAACUAUGAGGGAGUGGAUGCUAAGAGGAUUUUCAAGAAGCAGUAACCUGGAGUGCAAAGUUCAUAUUUUAUUUUUAUAUAGAUGACACGAUGUAGAUGUGUUUUUUCUAACAAUAAGAUAUGGCUAUGUCAAGUGUUUUCUACAUCACAUACCUCAAAAUGUUUUCUAGAGUUUGAAAGGAGGAAUAGUCGACCAUAGCAUUGCACUGUGAGAGGGUGACAAGCCAAUACCAAGACUAAGGGAGACCGCCCGUCGCCAUGUCAGCCUAAUGUGCCUUAGAAAGAAUCUUAACAACCAGUAUCCCAGAAAUGGCUACAGACUCUUGUGGUAUCCACUCAUGCAGAUAGUUGGUUUCUCUUUGCCCAGAUUUUGAGAUAUUUGUCUCGGAGAUUUAUAAUUCCACCUCACUACCAAAGAGGAGGAUGGCAUUUUGUUUGUGUUUCUCCCUGCAUUGAAAAACGACAUUUUGAAAAAUUCAACCGCAGCUUGUCUUUUCAGAAACAACGUCCUGGUUACUGGUGAUAAUCCACAGAACAUGUGAACAGUUUUCACAGGGACCACUUCAUUGGUACAAUGUGGUUCCACGGAAAGCUUUUUACAUGUGUGUGGAUUCUCCAGGGUAACAGGAACAUUGUGUUUGGAAAUACAUGCCAGUGCUGAAUUCUUUUUAAAUGUAGUUUUCAGUGCUGUGAGCAACGCUGAUGGGAAUUCUUCCAGCUCCUUGGUAUCAGGGCGGAGGCAGAAAUCUUAGAGUGAAUGGCUUAAAAACGGGGUGAAAAGUACCACAAAUAUCAACAUGAUAGGAUACAAGUGUGACGAACUUACCCUUCAAAUGACUCCAGUGUGUCAAGAAAAACACCUAGUCCCCCACUGGACUGCAUCACUGUGAUGGAAAACUGCACAAUGAUGACCACACACAACAUGACAUAGUCAGUUUGCACUAAUGGUUCUAUAUUAUAGUCUGUAACAAUAAAGCAACUUUCAUGUGUCA
Messenger RNA from Epinephelus lanceolatus (giant grouper), 1428 nucleotides. RefSeq names its product fatty acid-binding protein, intestinal-like. The record is from RefSeq and is a predicted model, not a curated record. Gene Ontology annotation, molecular function: lipid binding. NCBI's taxonomy places the organism in Eukaryota, Metazoa, Chordata, Actinopteri, Perciformes, Serranidae.